Molecule: messenger RNA, 2949 nt
Organism: Bombina bombina (fire-bellied toad)
Lineage: Eukaryota; Metazoa; Chordata; Amphibia; Anura; Bombinatoridae
Gene: TRPC5
Product: transient receptor potential cation channel subfamily C member 5
Exons: 10
Coding region: 4-2949 (981 amino acids)
Biological process (GO): regulation of cytosolic calcium ion concentration; manganese ion transport; calcium ion transmembrane transport
Cellular component (GO): membrane; cation channel complex
Molecular function (GO): store-operated calcium channel activity; inositol 1,4,5 trisphosphate binding; protein binding
Source: RefSeq, a predicted model, not a curated record
ACAAUGGCCCAGCUGUACUACAAGAAGGUGAGCUAUUCACCCUACCGAGACCGGAUUCCAUUGCAGAUUGUGCGGGCAGAAGCCGAGCUGUCAUUAGAAGAGAAGGCAUUCCUCAUCGCUGUAGAGAAAGGGGAUUAUGCCAGUGUCAAGCAUGCUUUGGAAGAGGCCGAAAUCUACUACAACAUCAACAUCAAUUGUAUGGAUCCACUAGGCCGCAGUGCACUUCUCAUAGCCAUAGAAAACGAGAACCUGGAGAUUAUGGAGUUGCUACUAAGCCACAAUAUUUAUGUAGGAGAUGCUCUCUUGUAUGCAAUAAGAAAGGAGGUAGUAGGAGCUGUGGAGCUUCUUCUCAGUUACAGGAGGCCGAGUGGAGAAAAACAGGUGCCAACAUUAAUGAUGGACACCCAGUUUUCAGAGUUCACACCGGACAUUACUCCUAUUAUGCUGGCUGCUCACACCAAUAACUAUGAAAUUAUAAAACUCUUAGUCCAAAGAAGGGUGACUAUCCCUCGCCCGCAUCAGAUACGUUGCAACUGUGUAGAAUGUGUCUCCAGUUCAGAAGUUGACAGCCUAAGACACUCCAGGUCUCGGCUCAACAUCUACAAGGCUCUCGCCAGCCCUUCUCUGAUUGCCUUAUCUAGUGAGGACCCCAUUUUAACGUCCUUCCGCCUUGGCUGGGAGUUGAAAGAGCUGAGUAAGGUGGAGAAUGAAUUUAAAGCAGAAUAUGAAGAACUAUCUCAGCAGUGCAAAAGGUUUGCCAAGGACCUUCUUGACCAAGCAAGGAGCUCUAGAGAACUGGAGAUUAUCCUCAACCAUAGGGAUGAUCAGAGUGAGGAGCUGGAUCCUCAAAAGUGUCAUGACCUUGCCAAGCUAAAGGUAGCAAUAAAGUAUCAUCAGAAAGAGUUUGUGGCACAGCCAAACUGCCAACAACUACUGGCAACACUGUGGUAUGAUGGAUUUCCAGGAUGGCGUCGGAAGCACUGGGCAGUAAAGCUUUUGACCUGUAUCACCAUUGGGCUGUUAUUUCCAGUUCUUUCCGUGGCAUAUUUGAUCGCACCCAAGAGCAGGCUGGGACUGUUCAUUAAAAAGCCAUUCAUCAAGUUUAUUUGCCAUACGGCCUCAUAUCUCACCUUUCUCUUCCUCCUGCUUUUGGCCUCUCAGCACAUAGUAAGGACUCACCUACAUACGCAGGGACCUCCCCCAACCGUGGUGGAGUGGAUGAUAUUACCGUGGGUUCUAGGUUUUAUUUGGGGUGAAAUUAAGGAAAUGUGGGAUGGUGGAUUCACAGAGUAUGUUCAUGAUUGGUGGAACCUCAUGGACUUUGCUAUGAACUCCCUCUAUCUUGCAACCAUCUCCCUUAAAAUUGUAGCUUACGUAAAGUACAGCGGCUCAAGGCCAAGAGAAGAAUGGGAUAUGUGGCACCCUACUCUGAUUGCUGAAGCCCUUUUUGCAAUAUCUAAUAUCCUGAGCUCCCUACGUCUCAUCUCCCUGUUCACAGCCAAUUCCCAUCUUGGCCCCUUGCAGAUCUCCUUGGGGCGAAUGCUGCUCGAUAUUCUAAAAUUUCUCUUCAUCUACUGCUUGGUGCUUCUGGCCUUUGCCAAUGGACUAAAUCAACUGUACUUUUAUUAUGAGACUAGUGCCUCUGAGGAACCCAACAAUUGCAAGGGAAUCCGAUGUGAGAAGCAAAACAACGCUUUUUCCACCCUCUUUGAAACCCUCCAGUCCUUGUUUUGGUCAGUGUUUGGUCUUCUGAAUUUGUAUGUCACCAAUGUGAAAGCUCGUCAUGAGUUCACCGAGUUUGUUGGAGCCACAAUGUUUGGAACGUACAAUGUCAUCUCCUUGGUUGUGUUACUCAACAUGCUUAUAGCUAUGAUGAACAAUUCCUACCAGCUGAUUGCUGAUCACGCUGACAUUGAAUGGAAAUUUGCAAGAACUAAGCUCUGGAUGAGCUAUUUUGAUGAAGGUGGGACACUACCGCCCCCUUUUAACAUCAUUCCUAGUCCCAAAUCCAUCUGGUACCUUUUCAAAUGGACACACUAUCAACUCUGCCCGGGAAAAGACUCUGAAGGAUUCCACAAGCAACAUGAAAAUCUCAAAACCUUCACUGAAAGGCAUGCUGACAACCUGAUUCAGAAUCAGCAUUACCAGGAGGUGAUUAGAAAUCUGGUGAAAAGAUAUGUUGCAGCAAUGAUCAGAAAUUCAAAAACCAAUGAGGGUUUGACAGAAGAAAAUUUUAAGGAGCUGAAGCAGGACAUCUCUAGUUUCCGAUAUGAAGUACUUGACCUCUUAGGAAACAGAAAACCUCCAAGAAGAAGUUACUCCACUAGCAGUACUGAAGUAUCUCAAAAGGAGGAGACACCAGAAAACCAUGCCAAGUCAAAGAGUGUUUCCUUCAAUGUAUCACAGAAAAAAAAAGAUUUCAAUGUAUCUGCCCUGAUUAAGACAAUGUCUGGGAUUGAAAUCAUUGAGGACGCACCCAAAAGUAAUGGGAUUAAUAAUCGCUCUUUCAUUAGGAAUGGCAACAAGCUACAGAGGCUUUCAAGUUCUAAGAAAGAGUCCUUCAAAAGGCUGGGCCUCCUCUUUUCCAAAAUGAAUGGUCAUGUGCCAGAACCAGCUUCAGAACCAGUAUACACCAUCUCUGAUGGACUUAUUCAGCCUCACUGCAUGUGGCAGGACUUAAAACACACUCAGACUGAUGGAGAGACAGAAGGCUCUAAAAGUGAAAUUAACCUCAGUGAGGUGAGUCAAGGUGGGAGCAUUGGUGGCCAAAGUAUUGAACACGCUCCUGUUUGUACCAACUCUCUACACUGUGCUUCCAGCCUAUGCUCCUCUAGCUCCAAGCUGAUAGACUCUACAGAAGAUGUAUUUGACUCUUGGGGUGAGGCAUGUGACCUGCUCAUCAACCAAUGGAAAGACGGACAGGAAGAGCAGGUCACAACAAGACUAUAA